GUCACCACGACGAAAACAACGACCCUCUACGACAACAUCGUGGCUCAAUGCUAAAGCAAGGGUCAACGGUGCGAGACUUUGCGUCUGCCUUUGAACAUGAGCGGCAAGCGUUGGUCAAAGAUCUCGAGUCGAUGCGCCUCCAGCUUUUGCGCAAGGACGACCAAUGCAAGAAGAGCGCGGCCGUUGCAAGUUCCCAGCUCAUCGCGUUGAAGAAGGAGCUGGGCGAACUGCACAGCCAGCGGGUGCUCGUGGAAAAAGAGAGCGACUUGUACCAGCAAAAGUGCAAGGACUUGACAACGCUGUUGGAAACGUCGUAUGACCAGCACGAAGAGGACCAGACCAAGAUCGUCAAACUGUCUGAAAACCUCAAACGACUCAAGAAAAAGUACGACGACGGGCUCAACAUGGCGCGGAAAGAAGCCACGAUUUCCGUCAUGAACACGCACGAAGAGCGCAAGUCGCUCAAAGUAAACGCGGAGCGGCUGCGGUGCAAACUCAACACAGAGCGAAAGGAAUGGAUGGACACUAAGCAGUCGCUUCUGGAGACAGUCGAGGAGCACCGGUCACGCACCGACUGCCUCGAGCGCGAGCUGCGCGAAGCCAAACUGAGCGAAAAGAGCUACCGGAUGUGCCAGGACCAGCUACAAGCCGAAAUCCGCAGCUUGAAGCACGACCUGUCGGUUGCCGUGACAGACCACAGCGUGGCGAAACUAGCGAUUGAAAAGUACAAGAACGAGAUCUGCCGCGUCGUGGAAGAGACGCGGAUGCAGCGGGACAGCGACCAGACGCUGCUCGAGCGGCUCCAUAUGGCCCAAGAGGACGCGACUAUGAGCUGGCGAAGUCGCACCGCGCUGUUUCAUGAAAACUGCACACUCAAGCAAAACCUGUACGCCGCGCAGCAAAAAUACGACGGCGUGGUCUCCAAACGAAAGCAAGACAAGGCAGCUAGCAGCAUGCUCACGGAAGAAUUGUCCGAGGUGCGCCGAGACACCAAGCGCAUGUCUAUGGCGUGGGAGGCGCAGUCAGUGGAGCAGACGCAGCGCAUGAAGCGAAGUCACAUCGAAGCCAUCGACUUGCUCAAGGAGCGGCACGCUGCGGAACUUCUACAGCUGACGGUCGAGAACGAGAGGAAGUUGGCCAAGUCGGACGCGUCCCACCGCGUGAUGCUGGAAGAACUCGGCGCGGCGCAUCGAGAUCAAGUGCAGGCGGCGCGCGAUGUGGUGGAAAAGCAAAUGCACAUGGCCGUGAACCAGGUGCAAGUGCUGUGCGAGUCCACCCAGCAUAAGCUGCUCAGUGUGACCAAAGAGAAAGAAGGUGCGGAAAUGCAAGUUCGCGAGCUCCAACAAGAGCUGGACGCGUGGCGCGACAAGGAGAAGAAGCUGAUUCAGAUCAUGGAACAUGCCCAACGAAUGAAUGCGAAUGUCGAAGAACGACAUUUGUCCUUGGAGUGCAAGCACUUGGAUGCGCAAAAACAGCUGGAAGAGUUGGCUUUGAGUGUACAAAGCUUGCAAGCUACGAUCGCCAACCAGCGCGACUUGAUCGAUGAGCUCGAGCGGUCGCGUCAAGUCCAGGCGGACGAGUACGUUCGGGAGCUGGGGGGGGUUGAGACGGAAAAACUCGAAUGCAGGCGAGAAAUCGCCCACUUGCAAGAACAGCACUCGCGCGAUGUGCUAGCUUUGGAAGUCAUGAAGCGCAACCAAGACCACACCAUCAAGCAAAUUACACAAGCUCAGUUUAGUGCGAAUCGAUUGAUUGAAGAGCAAGCGAAGACGAUCGAGGAUCUAUUGGAAUCUCGCAUGAACCAACCCAACGAGGCGAACAACGCAUCCUGCCGGCGACCACAGUGCCAUGCCGUGGCCGAGGCCUUGCACGACAUGCAGAGCAACAGUCCGUCGCAACAUCAACUAGACGACUUGCAAACCCUGCUGAAACAGACAAACCAUCAAGUGAGUGUGUUGGAGAGGGAGAAGCAAAAGCUGGCGAGGGUCGUCGAAGAGCAAGCCGUGACGAUCCACGAGCUCACCAUGCAGGAUGAACACGGCGUUAAUGGUAUCAAUGACGGCAGCGACGCAAGUUCUAACAGUGGCAACAGCCCUGAGACACACAAGUGGGAUGACUUGUUCGAGGAAGUGCAGAUGAGUUGAAAUUCCGGAUAAUUAACGUAUGUGAUUGGUCGCA
Aphanomyces astaci is the source of this 2178-nucleotide messenger RNA. RefSeq lists its product as hypothetical. The transcript is spliced from 10 exons. Bases 48 to 2144 code for a protein of 698 amino acids. NCBI's taxonomy places the organism in Eukaryota, Oomycota, Saprolegniomycetes, Saprolegniales, Verrucalvaceae. The record is from RefSeq and is a predicted model, not a curated record.